Molecule: messenger RNA, 1536 nt
Organism: Clunio marinus
Lineage: Eukaryota; Metazoa; Arthropoda; Insecta; Diptera; Chironomidae
Source: the annotation of a GenBank genome assembly
AUGACAAGGAUGACUGUGUAUAAUCAACUGCUUUAUGCUUUGAUUGUUUUUUUCCUCUGUACAACAAUCCCAAUCGAGAGUCGUCACCGUGACAGAGAUCGGAAGAAACAGAGAGAACCAUCUUCUCUACCAUCGCAACAGCAUCAUAUAAUCGAAUCAAAAGCAAUGCCAAUAAAUCUCUGCUCUAAAGGACGUGACAUGAAGUUGGUGUGUCAUUGUUCGCCAGAUAAUGAGCAUGAAAAAGCACAAAAGUCGGAAUGCUGGAUUUUCCGUUCCGAUUUAACUCUUCAUGAUUUGGAUUGGACUACGUUUCACACGCAAUCUCAAUUACAAAAUCUUGGAUUUUCCGUACACGGGACUGGAAACUUGUCCUUUAUUCCCACAGAUGUUAUUCAAUCUCUAAAAUUUUUGGAGAAAUUAACAAUUGAAUAUGCUCAAAUCCACGAGAUAUUCGGAUUUGCAUUUGGAAAUUUUACUCGCAUAAGAAAUAUAACAUUGUCAAGAAAUCAAAUCAGAACUGUCAAUGCUUAUGCUUUUGCUAAUCACAUUGAAUUGCAGGAACUGUCGCUGGCGAGUAACGAGAUAAUUGAGAUCGACCCAUUUGCUUUUAUAAAUCUACCUGCACUAAAACGAUUGAAUCUCGCUGAAAAUCAAAUUUCUACCAUACAAGAAGAUACUUUUGAGCACCUCGAUAGACUAAGCGUCCUCAAUUUAAGCUUCAAUUUAAUUGACUAUAUCACUCGCGAAAUUUUUAAGGGCCUUGGAAACCUUUGGAAUUUGUCACUACAUCACAAUAAGUUAAUAGUCAUCGAAGAUGAUUUAUUUAUCGAACUCUUUAGCCUUAGAGAUUUGGAUUUGUCACACAACUUAAUCGAGAGAAUUUCAGAACGAGCAUUCAAUGGACUUGGUAGUUUAGGGCGACUGAAUUUAGAAAAUAAUCGAUUGAGAUCAUUAGAAGUUGCGACGUUUUCGACAGUUCCAAUGUUGACACAUUUAAAUCUCAUGAGGAAUUCAUUAGAAACUAUCACGGUCAGCACGAUUCAACCAUUGAUGAAUAAUCUUGUCAAUCACACGAGUAUGCUAUUGAUGAAAGAGAACAAACUAAUUUGUGACUGUCGAUUGGGAUGGGUUUACGAUUUGAGAAAUCGCACAAAAAGUUUUCAACUGAAAUAUUCAAUGGAGGAAGUCGAAUGCAUCAUGAAUACAAAGAAUCAUCGAAAAGGUGUCAGAGUAAGUGUUAAUGUGGAUGAUUCUACAAGAAAAAAGUAUUCAGAUGACGAUCCGAACUAUUAUGAAGAUGAAAGGAUGGAUGACAAAAAUAUGAGUAAUCUUUUACUUAUCAAAGCAAAUGAUUUGCCAUGUCCGAAGCAAUACAUACAACAGUUUGCACACCCAUCAAAUCAAUAUAUAGGCUUUGAUUUGAGCCAUUGGAUAAGAUCGUCUUCUCCUAAAUUACAAAAUUCUCUACAGUUGAAUCUGAUUUUAGUCUCAUUUUUAAUUCACGCAUUUGCUCGCACAUUUGGCUGCAUUCAAUAA